UGUACUAUCUUUUGUGUAACUUGCACGGAAUCUUCCGUCGUCGCACAAUCGUGAAUCCUCGCCGUCGACCGCUCUGUUUCAUCGCCAUCUCGAUCUCCUCUAUCUUUAGGGUUCAAUUUCCUUCUCCUCUAGUGUGAGUAAGUGAAAGAAAGCUCAGAAUUUAUAGCUAACAAACUGCAAGGGUGCAGUGAUUGAUAGAAGGAAUGAGGAUUAUUGGCCUGACUGGUGGAAUAGCAAGUGGCAAGAGCACCGUUUCCAAUUUAUUCAAGUCUCAUGGCAUCCCCAUUGUCGAUGCUGAUGUAGUUGCUCGCGAGGCACUGAAGAAAGGGAGCGGUGGAUGGAAAAAAGUCGUUGCGGCAUUUGGGGAAGAAAUUCUACUAGAUAAUGGGGAAGUUAACAGACCCAAACUUGGCCAAAUUGUUUUUGCCGAUCCUGAUAAGCGUCAAUUUCUCAAUCGAUUGUUGGCUCCGUAUAUAUCCUCGGGGAUCUUCUGGGAAGUUCUGAAGUUGUGGUUGAAAGGAUACAAGGUCAUUGUUCUCGAUAUCCCUUUGUUAUUUGAGGCGAAGAUGGACAGGUUCACGAAGCCCAUUAUUGUUGUGUGGGUUGAUCCUGAAACACAGAUUCAGAGACUCUUGGCGAGAGACAAGUCUAGUGAAGAGGAUGGUCGGAACAGGGUUAAUGCUCAGAUGCUGCUGGAUGUUAAAAGGAGUAAAGCUGAUAUAGUAAUAGACAACACCGGUUCACUAGAUGACUUGAACGAACAGUUUCAGAAGGUUUUGGUUCGGGUCACUGGACCCUUGACAUGGUAUGAGUUUUGGCUUUCUAGGCAGGGAGUCUUGAUCACUCUUGCUUCACUUACCUCAGGUGUUAUUCUAUGUAUGAAGUCAUUUAACAACAACAGUUCAUAGCCACUUGCCUAUAUUGUGUUUGGCUACUCCAUAAUUUUGACAAGGACUUAUACUGUCUUAGUCGUUGGCAUUUGCCUCUUUGGAUGGUAGACUAGAUAGGAAUAUUGAUAAUGGUAAUCAAAGGUCAUUUGUCCGUAUACCUGUUAAAACCAUUGGCUUGCACUAAGUGGAAGAUAACCUGGUAUCCAUUAUCAUAUCGUGCAGUAUUGACAUUGAAUGUUGCUGCUAUAUGAUUUGCCAAAAGACUCGAUAACAUUUACUAAUAUUCUAUUUCUAAUUAUCGAUAGUUUGAAGUGCAACUCCUACCUUCAGUCAUAAUCCAUUGUUUUAUUAUUAAUUAAUAUUUUUCGAGGCA
Cicer arietinum (chickpea) is the source of this 1263-nucleotide messenger RNA. Its product is annotated as dephospho-CoA kinase. The record is from RefSeq and is a predicted model, not a curated record. Lineage: Eukaryota; Viridiplantae; Streptophyta; Magnoliopsida; Fabales; Fabaceae. Gene Ontology annotation, biological process: coenzyme A biosynthetic process. Gene Ontology annotation, molecular function: dephospho-CoA kinase activity; ATP binding.